This is a messenger RNA of Pyricularia oryzae 70-15, 3405 nucleotides long. Its product is annotated as nitrogen metabolic regulation protein. The transcript has a single exon. NCBI's taxonomy places the organism in Eukaryota, Fungi, Ascomycota, Sordariomycetes, Magnaporthales, Pyriculariaceae. The coding region runs from base 1298 to 2896 and encodes 532 amino acids. The record is from RefSeq and is a predicted model, not a curated record.
AGGCGAACGCCAACUGUUUGUUGCCAUGGCGUCCGUACAACUCACACCACCUCGCAUACACACAAUUGGACCCCAUUCCCACAACCACGUAAAUUUUUCCACCUUCUCAAUUCCAUCUCCACGAGGACGGCCCCUCCUUCAUACAGAUUCUAGUCUAGGCGCAGAGCUUGCUGGACUUUUUUGCUCGUCACCCGACGCGCUGAUGCCCCGCAAUCUCAAACCGUGCCCAGCAAGCUCCACUCACCAUCACCGCUGAUAAAGAAGCUGACGGCGCCGGGUUAUCGUGACCCGUUAAGGUUUGCAGGCGCCACCGGUGGAAGGCUUGCCAAACCAAGGAAUUUUUUUAUUGUUGUUUUUUUAUUUCUCAUUCUUAUUUUGCAGUAUUUGAUUUUUUCCGUUGCCAAGGGGGGGGCCAAUUUUAAGAUUUGAGAAUUUGAAACUGAUCAGUGCCUGCCUGCCUACCUGCCCAAACGGACCCAGACCAGCAAUUUGCAUUGACACUAGCAAAGUACCACCACCAAAACGCAGUGCACCUUGGCUACCCUGCGCUACUCCAAUUACACGCCGCGCCACAACUUAUCUCCAACCUAUCUAACGGGUAUCUCUCCCUCUCACACCCCCAACCAACCAGGUUUCUUUGGGCUUGAGCUCGCCAUAUUCUCUCCCGAUUUUCUCAUUCCGAUCAUCACAACAACUUGUUCACAUCCAGCAUAUGCCUCUUGCUCGUUUACUAUUGUCUUGUCUUUAGAAACACGUAAGAGGCAUACUAAAGUUGAGCAAACACUGGCAUUCAACCCUGACUGAGAGAGAUAUAUCAUAUUUUUGACUGGCCGAUCUUUCUCCCUUAUUGGCUGCUUGGAUCGGAACUCCUAAACUCGGACGACGUUCAAUUUAAUUGGAGAGCAUACCAGCUCGAACCAGAACAAUAAGGGGUACACAACAACCCACGACAUACUCACACGAGCAGGGACGAAACACGGCAACUCGAUCUUGGGGAUUCUGUGUGGCUGGUUGCCUGUACCACCAAUCACUUCGACCAGGGCCGUGUUAGUCCGUGCAGCUUUGAUAGGGCCAAAGGCACGUUUGUGAGCCGGCUACUCAGAGGCCUGGAGGGAGAGCCGUCACCGGAGCAGAAUUUGGGGAAGGGUAAAAAAAAAGCCUGGGGGGAUUGGGCUUUUUGGGGGGACGCAACGGUUAAAAGGGACCCGGUAACCAAAACGGCCUGGGCAUCCCAUCCCUAAGCGCAAAGGAUCGAAAAUUGGAUUUUCCCAAUCCGGCAUCCACCAAGAUCGUCCAUAUGGUGGGCGAAAUCCAGGUCGACCUCGCCAUCAGGCCAGCGGUCCCGAUACCAACUUCAACCAAGCCAAGGUCCAUUGGCGUAUCAGCGCCGACGACGGCAUCACCAAAUUCCAAAGGAGGCGUCGCCAUUGCGAUAAAUAACAAAAACCAUCACAAUCACAAUCACCACAACCACAACCACAACCACUUCAACGUCCACCAACAUCAGUACUAUCCUCACCACCACCACCACGACCAAGAGGUAGAGCAGCAGCUGCGGCGACACAAGCACAAGCUCUCGUCGUAUUCUUCAGAAGGCAGCCCCCUGAGCCAGUCCAGGAAUAACUCGCUGACCUUUAACCGCCCGGCAAAGCGACAAAUGGCGACCCCGGACCAGACCAUCGCCGUCAUCAACGCGAGCGGCCGCCAGACCGCGUCGCUCAUACGGUACUGCACCGCCGUCGGCUUCAAGGUGCGCGCUCAGCUGCGGAACACGGAGGGCGUCAUCGCCACCGAGGUCUGCUCGAAUCCAAAUGUCACCGUCCUCGUCGGCGAGCUGUACACGCGCCAGCCCUCAGCGUCGCGCGCAGACGUCUCGGCAGAGGGUCCGCUGUCCGGCAUCGGCGUCAACGAGGAGCUGAUCAGGGAACUAUUCAGCGGCUGCCAGCUGGCUUUUAUCAACACUACCUUUUACGGCGACGAGGUCGCCAUCGGCAAGGCGCUGGCCGACGAGGCCCUCGCCGCCGGAAUCUCCCACUUUAUCUACUCGUCCAUGCCGGACUACGCGGCCUACAACCCGAACUGGCCCAGCCUGCCGCUUUACAGGUCCAAGCACCAGGUUGAGGCGUACGUGCGGUCGCUCCAGGGCCUCGAGUCCACCUUUGUCUACGCGGGCAUCUACAACAACAACUUCACCUCGCUGCCCUACCCGCUCUUUUGUAUGGAGCUGCAAGAAGACGGAUCUUUCAUGUGGCAGGCGCCUUUCCACCCCGACGCCAAGCUCCCCUGGGUCGACUGCGAGCACGACUUUGGCACUGCAAUCCUCAGCAUCUUCAAGGAAGGCCCCAAGAGGUGGGGAGGUGGCAGGAGGGUCCCGAUCGCUUUUGAGAUGCUCACGCCGCUCGAAGCCUGCCGCAAGUUCUCCUCGGGAGUCGGUCGUCCCGUUCGCUACGUCCGCGGCCCCAUAGAGAUCAAGGUCAAGAUACCCGAGGGCUACCGGACGCAGCUCGACAUGGUGCAGAGGCUGUACUCGGUCGGCGGGGACGACGCGUCGCGGCAGCCCCCCUACUUUGGCGACUGGGAGCUUGAGGCCCAGUGCCCCGACGUGGCGCUGGAGCUGUGGGGAGGGCCCAGGACGCUGGAGGAGUACGCGCGCGAGGAGUUCAUCAUCGAGGAGCAGGCCAACGGCCUCAGGUGGAUGAUGGUCGGCGAUAAGAACGGACACCACAACAACCACCACCACCACAGGUACGACGAAGGCGCCGGAAGGGAGGUGACGCAGCCACCAGACGAGGAGGAGGACGGUGCGAGCGAGAACGACGAUGACGAAUACGACGACGACGACGAUGGCUUGGUGAUGCGUGGGCCUAAGAGGCUCGAGGAGAAGUGGUUGGCAUGAAAUGAGGAAAAACGCGAGGAGGGGAAGAGCAUACGUUUUUUUGAUGCGAGCCAUGGCAUGGAAUUAUUUAUUUCUAUUUCUUCUACUCUGUUCUGUUCCACAAUGGCAUGGGUUUUUUUAUGGCAAAUGACGAAAAGAGAGCAAAAAGCGGAAACCAGCACGGCAGACAAAAGUCAUGGUUCAAACAAACGCAACAAAGGGAAAUGGUUGUGGGUGUGCGAUGCGGAUUGAAAAACUCCCCCCAGCAGGUACAAACAUGUUUAGAGGAUUGUAAAUACGCUUGCGAGAAUAUUGUUUUUGGUCUUGGGGGGUCAAUGAGGAUGAAGAAAUGAACCAUGAAACAAGGGGCAUAACCAAGUCAGAGACGCAGCAUAUAUCAUGGCACUCGGAUCAUCAGUUAAGUCUUGGGUUUUGUUUGCCAUGAUACCAUGUUGCCCAAAUAUACGCAUUAUAGUGAUCAACUGUUUUGUUUGACACAGUUUAUUUUAUUCGACAUGUUAAGAGCAGCA